This is a messenger RNA of Helianthus annuus (common sunflower), 1054 nucleotides long. RefSeq names its product 25.3 kDa vesicle transport protein. Bases 188 to 844 code for a protein of 218 amino acids. The transcript has 6 exons. Gene Ontology annotation, molecular function: SNAP receptor activity. Gene Ontology annotation, cellular component: endoplasmic reticulum-Golgi intermediate compartment; ER to Golgi transport vesicle membrane; SNARE complex. The record is from RefSeq and is a predicted model, not a curated record. Lineage: Eukaryota; Viridiplantae; Streptophyta; Magnoliopsida; Asterales; Asteraceae. Gene Ontology annotation, biological process: retrograde vesicle-mediated transport, Golgi to endoplasmic reticulum; vesicle fusion with Golgi apparatus; endoplasmic reticulum to Golgi vesicle-mediated transport.
GGGAAAAAUACGGUAUAGGUAUUCUGCGUUUCUUCGUGGAGUCAUUCUUUGUUUCUAUUUCCGUUUCUUCUGUAUCCCCCCAAUUUAUCCAUCGCCAAAACCCUAUUUCGCUUUUGAAUCCGUAAAUCAUCAUCAUACGCAUGAUAACCACUUGAAUUUCUCAGAGUGACAGCUUCAUAAAGUAAAGAUGGUGAAGCUGACGAUGAUUGCACGUGUCACUGAUGGUCUUCCGUUAGCUGAGGGACUUGAUGAUGGCCGUGAUGUGCAGGAUGCAGAGUUCUACAAACAGCAAGUUAAAGCUUUGUUUAAGAAUCUUUCAAGGGGGCACAAUGAUGCCUCAAGGAUGUCUGUUGAAACCGGACCUUAUGUUUUUCACUAUAUCAUUGAAGGACGGGUUUGUUAUUUAACAAUGUGUGAUCGUGCUUAUCCAAAGAAACUUGCGUUCCAAUAUCUUGAAGAUCUUAAGAACGAAUUUGAGCGUGGUUAUGGAAAUCAAAUUGAAACUGCAGCAAGACCGUAUGCUUUCAUAAAAUUCGAUACAUUUAUACAGAGGACUAAGAAACUGUACCAGGACACAAGAACUCAGAGGAACAUUACUAAGUUGAAUGAUGAACUUUAUGAAGUUCACCAAAUAAUGACUCGUAAUGUACAAGAAGUUCUUGGUGUUGGUGAAAAAUUGGACCAGGUCAGUCAAAUGUCAAGCCGCUUAACAUCAGAAUCUCGCGUAUAUGCUGAUAAAGCAAGAGAUCUAAACCGCCAGGCUUUUAUCAAGAAAUGGGCUCCUGUUGCAAUUGUUCUUGGGGUUGUUAUUCUACUGUUUUGGGCCAGAAAGAAGAUAUACUGAUUAUGGCUUGGUCUGUUUCAUAGGAAUAUGAUUCUAUUUGUCCCGGUUCCGGUUACAGAGUUUUAAGUUAAUUUUCCUUGCACCCCCUGCACUUUAGUUAUGCUAUCCAUCUGCACCUUCAACUUGAAAUUUUUGUUUAUGUGCCUUUUCUACAUUUAAACAAGUUUAAUCCGCCAAAUAGCAAUUAAAAUCUUGACAAACUCUUACUUC